UCUCGUGGUCGGUAUCAUGGCGGCCUCAAACCGUGAGAUUUGGAGGUUCCGCUAAAAGUAAAUUAAAGUUUGGGAUAGUCGCACACUUUUUUUUUUUUAAUUUGUGCAUAUCGCGGGUGCUCGUCAAACUUAUACCAAUGUUGAAGCAGUUGCAAAUGGGACUUCGCGCCUUCCUCCUACUGGCUUCGAAAAUAUGGAGUUUUAUAUGUUAUGUUGUUAGAAAACAGGUUCGAGCGGUCAUACAACACCAGACAAUCAAGUAUGACGUUCUACCCCUCUCUCCGCUUUCCAAGCAUAGGCUAAGCUUGGUGAAACGGAAGAUCCUAGUCCUAGACUUGGACGAGACACUGAUUCACUCGCAUCAUGAUGGCGUCAUCAGGCAAAUGGUCAAGCCGGGGACGCCACCUGACUUUGUCCUAAAGGUCACAAUAGAUCGUCAUCCAGUUCGUUUCUUCGUUCACAAGCGCCCACAUGUUGACUACUUCCUCGAUGUUGUAAGCCAGUGGUACGAGCUGGUUGUGUUCACAGCCAGCAUGGAGAUCUACGGUGCUGCCGUGGCCGACAAGCUCGACAACAACCGGGGAAUUCUCAGGAAGCGCUACUAUCGACAACACUGUACACUUGAUUAUGGGAGCUACACCAAAGAUCUCUCCGCCAUCACACAAGAUCUGUCAAGCAUUUUCAUCUUGGACAACUCGCCUGGUGCCUAUCGGUCCUAUCCAGACAAUGCCAUCCCCAUCAAGUCAUGGUUUUCGGACCCAAGGGACAUGGCACUGCUCAACCUACUGCCCGUGUUGGACGCACUGCGCUUCACCAGUGAUGUGCGCUCGGUGCUGAGCCGCAAUCUGCACCUUCACAACAUGUGGUAGCGUUUGCUGUGGACGCCUUGUCAUUUCCUCCUCUUUCGGCCGCACCGCCCCUGCAUCGCCGCCGUCGCCACCUGCGAGGCGGCGCCCGGUGCUCCCUCCUACCCUUCUCCACAUCCAAGCCUCGGAGCCGAAACUUGACAUUCGUCCAAGUCAGGUGGUGGCAGAUGACGUGCAGACGUCCCUUCCUGUUGCCAAAACCUUUAUCAAGCCAACAGCAAGCUUGACCCCAACCAAUCCACCAUGGGAGUCGCCGGCAUCUUGAUGGGACCUGCGCUUACGUCACCUCCUGCACGGUGGUGGCCUUGUUGCUGACUAAUGUCGCUGGUAGACCUCGGCCCUUCGAGUCGAGUGGAGGAAAGGAGCUGCUUGACGCCUGUGCUCCUUGCUUCCUCCAUAGCGACGAGCCACAUUAUGUUCCUGGUGGUCUCUGUUUCCACGAAAAAAAAAGCAAAAAGAAAAGAAAGAAAGGCCUUUAGACGAGCCCCACCACCACUGGACACGUUCAAGGUGUCUGCAGCAGCGUAACCGUUUUGACAGAUGAAACUUUAAAGGGCCGCCUUGGCACCCUUCUCUGCAGCUCUCGUCGUCCGGCUUCCACCAUGAGAGAAUGUGGAUGAAAUGUGUGUGGCUGUGUUGUGUGUAAGCCACACUUGUGGAACAUGGUGACACGAUGAUGUCCCGAAGUUUAUUUGAGUGAUGUGACUUAGCUUCGAAAAUGACUUUUUGUUAAGCAAAUGAAUUCUUUCAAGAUCGAGAAGAGCGGGCACCAGUGUUUUAGCUUAGGUAUCGGGGGCCUGUUGCCGCACUUCAAAUUUGCUAGAUGCGACUCUAGACGACAGCACAAUGUGCCAUCAUGCACGACUGGGCCUUGGUACAGCACUCGUUCUGCUGUUGUAGUUGAUUCACUGACCUUAGCCCUAGGACAGUAUAUUUUUUCUCUUACCCUCAAAGGCAAUAGAGGGAUGGAUAAAGUGUUGGUGUCGUUGACGUAUGUUGUAAUGGCAAAGGAUGAGUGCUAGACAGCCUUGAGACUUGGAACUAGUACGCUGUUUUACAUGUUGUGGGUCGAGCAUUACACAGAACUGACCCACUAGCCCGAAGGCAUCAAGCCUUUAUCUGGACUCGCCUGGUUUGCAUUGUACUUUCCUGGCAUCAUGCUCUAUAAGGUGGUUCAUUGUUUAAAAUGAAAAACGGAUGUGUUGCUGUAGUCCUGUUCUGUAAGCAGGGCGCAGGCACAUUUUUUUCGUAUGCUGCUGUGGUACAAAUGCGUUCUCUUGCAGUGAAAAUUUUGCAGUCACUGCUUGAAGUUCUUUCUUUCUUUUAAUGUAAGCCUAAUUGUAGGUGCAGCAUUUCACAUUAUUUUCCUUCUUUCACACAACUUUUGCUUUUUACCCUAUUGUCACCAGAAACUGUACUCUUGGUCGAUCACAUUUGAGGAUACUUCUACUUUUGUGUAACAUGGUAUCUGGUGCGACGUCUAGCUAAAGAGAUGGGCGAUCUGCCCGCUGAUUUAGUCACUCUGUGUUUGCUGAAAGUUAUAUCCCCAAAAGUGUUUGACCAGGAAUAACACUCCAGGACUUGUCAACAAAAUUCGGUUCUAAGUAAGUCAUUUCAUGCAUAGUGCGUUUCAAGUGUAUAUGUGUCUGCCACACUGUUGUGUCAAUUGUUUUCUUGAUCCUUUCUAUUGUGUUUAAUGGAAACUGGUAUCUCCUUCUUCUCUGCUUUUCUGAAUGUUCUGAAAGCGGUGAUUGUGGCUGAAGCCAAAGUCUGUGUGAAGCAACCUUCCUGCACUCCACUUAGGGCACGAGGUUGUCAGAGCGCAAAGACUUUGUGCUGCUGUGACUUGUCAAGUAGCGAUUUUGCUUAUAUCAGCCGUUUAGACCAAUUCAUUUGUUCACUAGCUGGCCUAAACAGAAUAACUUGGAUGUGGCUUCUAUGGCUCAUUUCCCAGCUCACAUUAUUCUCAUUGUCAUGUUGGUCAACGCUAGAGGUCUUUAUUGACAGAAUUGAUUUUACGUUCUAUGUCAUGCAAGGUUCUAAUCACAUCAUUUCAUUAGCAACCAGAGGUUGCCUGCUAUGCGCCUCAUUAUUUUUAAUUUACUGAUAUGCAAGUUGAGCAGAUGGCAAUGUUCUGUGUAGCAGCACGUUCUGUCUAUUCUUUUUUUGACCUGGUGUUGCUGCCACAUGACCUAAGUCACACUUAAGUUAUUCUUAAAAUGUAUGCUAAAGGAAAGACAUCCUUUUCUUGUUUCUUUUUUUUUGUCGAGGGGUUGGGUGCGAUGGUAUGUAGGUACAACCACCUCAUCACUUGUUGAGUUUGUUUCUUUUUCCUGCUUUGUUGAAAGUGUUUCCUUCGCGUUAUGCGCUGCUGUGAUUGACUCCUCGAAAGCAAUGUUACGUGUAUGAUUUUAUUUGAUGCGCCCCCCUCGGCAUUACAAUUGCGCAUGCGGGGUCACGAGAAUACUCGCGACCCGACUGUAUAUUCUGUACAUAAUGUACACUCAUCACACACACACCACGUUAGAUAUAUUCCGAAGGAGUUAAGUACAGCUCAAGCUUUUUCUUUGUUUUUGUACAAACGUCCUGUGAUUGUACAAAAAAAAGAACGGAACGCAGAAAAGGACAUCUGUGAAUAAACUGAGCUAAGCUUUGAUUGUUUCAAA
Messenger RNA from Dermacentor andersoni, 3532 nucleotides. RefSeq names its product CTD nuclear envelope phosphatase 1-like protein dullard (gene Dd). Lineage: Eukaryota; Metazoa; Arthropoda; Arachnida; Ixodida; Ixodidae. The record is from RefSeq and is a predicted model, not a curated record. Gene Ontology annotation, molecular function: phosphatase activity.